Molecule: messenger RNA, 1437 nt
Organism: Charadrius vociferus (killdeer)
Lineage: Eukaryota; Metazoa; Chordata; Aves; Charadriiformes; Charadriidae
Gene: TFEB
Product: transcription factor EB
Exons: 8
Coding region: 1-1374 (457 amino acids)
Biological process (GO): regulation of transcription by RNA polymerase II; humoral immune response; positive regulation of DNA-templated transcription
Cellular component (GO): nucleus
Molecular function (GO): DNA-binding transcription factor activity, RNA polymerase II-specific; protein dimerization activity; RNA polymerase II cis-regulatory region sequence-specific DNA binding
Source: RefSeq, a predicted model, not a curated record
AUGGCGUCCCGCAUCGGUCUGCGGAUGGAGCUGAUGAAGCAGCAAGCGCAGCAGGAGGCCGAGAGGGAGCGCAUGCAGCAGCAGAUGAUGAUGAACUACAUGCAGCAGCAGCGGAUGCCGGUGGCUUCCACCCCGGCCAUCAACACCCCCGUCCACUACCAGUCCCCACCACCCGUGCCCGGAGAGGUCCUCAAGGUUCAAUCCUACCUGGAGAACCCCACCACGUACCACUUGCAGAAGUCGCGGGACAAGAAGGUUCAGGCUUAUCUCUCCGAAACCUAUGGGAACAAGUUUGCUGCCCAUGUCAGCCCCCUCAGCCACUCUCCCAAGCCGCCCCCCGCUGCGUCCCCCGGUGUCCGACCCGGCCACGUCAUGUCCUCCUCGGCGGGCAACAGUGCACCCAACAGCCCCAUGGCCAUGCUCAACAUCGGCUCCAACCCCGAGCGGGAGUUCGAUGAGGUCAUUGAUGACAUCAUGCGCCUGGAUGACGUUUUGGGUUAUAUGAACCCCGAAGUCCACAUGCCCAACACGCUGCCGAUGUCCAGCAGUCACAUGAAUGUCUAUAGCGGGGACCCCCAGGUGACGGCCUCUCUCGUAGGUGUCACCAGCAGCUCCUGCCCUGCCGACCUCACCCAGAAGAGAGAGCUGACAGAUGCCGAGAGCCGAGCCCUGGCGAAAGAGCGCCAGAAGAAAGACAAUCACAACCUGAUUGAGAGACGGCGAAGGUUUAACAUCAACGACCGCAUCAAAGAGUUGGGGAUGCUGAUCCCCAAGGCCAAUGACCUGGAUGUGCGCUGGAACAAAGGGACAAUCCUGAAGGCGUCUGUGGACUACAUCAAGAGGAUGCAGAAGGACUUGCAGAGGUCACGAGACCUGGAGAAUCACUCGCGGCGUCUGGAGAUGACGAAUAAGCAGCUACUGCUCCGCAUCCAGGAGCUGGAGAUGCAGGCGCGCGUCCACGGGUUGCCCACCUCCUCACCCUCGGGCGUCAACGUGGCCGAGCUGGCUCAGCAGGUGGUCAAGCAAGAAGCCGGCGGGGACGAGGGGACGCUGGAGCCACUGCUGCCACCUCCGGACCCCGAAUCGCAGCCGCAGCCGGCGUUGCCUCCACCGCCCCAGUCUCCCUACCACCAGCUGGACUUUACCCACAGCCUGAGCUUCGAUGACGGCUCCCGGGGCUUCCCGGACAGCCUGGAGCCCGGCCACAGCGCUUCCUUCCCAUCCCUAUCCAAGAAGGAGCUGGACUUGAUGCUGAUGCAGGACACCAUGCUGCCCCUGGCCUCCGACCCCUUGUUCUCGGCCAUGUCCCCGGAGGCCUCCAAGGCCAGCAGUCGCCGGAGCAGCUUCAGCAUGGAGGAUGCAGACAUGCUGUGACGAGGAGCUGCUCCGACGCCGGGGGCGAGGACUGGACCUUCAAGUUUGGUUAGUGAAGUUACA